Messenger RNA from Acromyrmex echinatior (Panamanian leafcutter ant), 831 nucleotides. RefSeq names its product canopy family protein seele (gene sel). Lineage: Eukaryota; Metazoa; Arthropoda; Insecta; Hymenoptera; Formicidae. The record is from RefSeq and is a predicted model, not a curated record. Gene Ontology annotation, cellular component: endoplasmic reticulum.
GUUAAACAGUUGGCAUUACCGGAAUUACACGUUGCGAACUGUCAUUCGUUUAUACAAAAAUUACGAUAAGUAUUUUACACAUCAUCAAACGCGAAACUAGAAGAUGUACAUUACACGUGUCGCGUGCUGCGGUAUUAAAAGUUUUAGAUAUAUUAUUGUGGAAAAAAUAUAACUAAACAAUUCUUGUAACCUAUUCAAUUCUCAAUGCACAAGAUGAAAACUUUACUAUUUUUGGGUCUAUUUUUUAUAAUUGUUGCAGUGGAACCUAAAGAGGUCGAUCUAAAGCAUUUGAAAUGUUUAGUUUGUAGGGCAGCUAUGAAUGAAUUGGAAAAUGAGGUUCUCAAAGCUAAUCCAAAUAAAUUAGUUAACGUAGGUAAUUUUAGAAUGGAUGCUGAUGGGAAUACUAUAUAUAAAAAGGUGCCGUUAGGUCGAUCUGAAACACAUAUUUCGAUUUUGCUGGACAAUAUUUGUGAAAAACUGUCGGAUUAUGUGAGAGCAACGAGGAAGUCUGAUAAUCAAUUAAUGAUCUUUAAUCUUAUGUCUCCAUCAGGUGGUAUGAAUCCUAUUAUGAGUGAAGUAGAUAUAAUUCAAGAUGGUGAUUUAAAUAAGAGCCUCGAGCAUUAUUGCAGCGCUGUAGUGGAAGAAUUUGAAGAAGAUAUAGUGUCAUUGUACGUUGACGGCAUAUCCAAUAAGAAAAAAGAACUUUGCACAAAGAUCUCAAACAUUUGCAAUGAAAAUUAUGCCGAUGAGGAAGACGACGAUUAUAAUGAUAAUGAAGUAGAUAAUGAUAAUUAUGAUUCAAAUUUUGACAUAGAUAGAGACGAAUUAUAA